Messenger RNA from Arabidopsis arenosa, 1246 nucleotides. Lineage: Eukaryota; Viridiplantae; Streptophyta; Magnoliopsida; Brassicales; Brassicaceae. The record is from the annotation of a GenBank genome assembly.
CCUCUCUCAAUCAACACUACUCACAAUGCUUCUCCAUUUCUCUCCGGCGAAACCCCUUAUUUCUCCACACAAUCUCCGCCGCAAUUCACCCGCAUUCCUCGUCUCUCCGCCGCGAUCCCUUCGAAUUCGAGCAAUCGACGCAGCUCAAAUCUUCGAUUACGAAACCCAGCUCAAAUCCGAGUACCGUAAAUCCUCUGCUCUCAAAAUCGCCGUCUUGGGUUUCGGCAAUUUCGGUCAAUUCCUCUCCAAAACCCUAAUUCGACACGGCCACGAGCUCAUCACUCACUCUCGCUCCGAUUACUCCGACGCUGCUUCAUCAAUCGGAGCUCGUUUCUUCGAUAACCCUCACGAUCUGUGUGAACAACAUCCCGACGUUGUCCUCCUCUGUACUUCAAUCCUCUCCACAGAAUCAGUCCUCAGAUCCUUCCCCUUCCAACGUCUCCGUCGUAGCACACUCUUCGUCGAUGUUCUCUCCGUUAAGGAAUUCCCAAAAGCCCUCUUCCUCAAAUACCUCCCCAAAGAGUUCGACAUUCUCUGCACUCAUCCAAUGUUUGGACCCGAGAGUGGUAAGCAUUCUUGGUCUGGCUUACCCUUUGUCUAUGAUAAGGUGAGAAUCGGGGACACAGCUUCAAGACACGAGAGGUGUGAGAAGUUUCUAAGAGUUUUUGAGAAUGAAGGUUGCAAGAUGGUUGAAAUGAGCUGUGAGAAGCAUGAUUAUUACGCAGCUGGGUCGCAAUUCGUGACGCAUACUAUGGGAAGGGUUUUGGAGAAAUACGGAGUUGAGUCUUCUCCGAUUAACACUAAAGGUUAUGAGACGUUGUUGGAUUUGGUGGAGAACACAUCGAGUGAUAGCUUUGAGCUUUUCUACGGUUUGUUUAUGUAUAACCCGAAUGCUCUUGAAGAGUUAGAGAGAUUGGAUAUGGCUUUUGAAUCUGUCAAGAAGGAGUUGUUUGGGAGAUUACAUCAGCAAUACAGGAAGCAAAUGUUUGGUGGGGAGGUUCAAUCGUCUAAGAAAACUGAGCAGAAAUUGCUUAACGAUGGUGUUGUUGUUUCGAUGAAAGAUACAUCAUCAUCAUCUUGAGAUCACAAGUUUGUAGGGUUUGAUUGGAUUAUGUUAGAUUCUAAAUAAAAAAGGUUAUGUCUAUUUGGAAAUCCUCAGUGAAAAAUAAAAAAGAGAUUUUGGUGUGUUCAUAUUUUGGCUGGUAAUUUUCAAACUGUAAUGUAUUAAUGAACUUAUCGAUUUUGA